Sordaria macrospora k-hell is the source of this 3603-nucleotide messenger RNA. Lineage: Eukaryota; Fungi; Ascomycota; Sordariomycetes; Sordariales; Sordariaceae. The record is from RefSeq and is a predicted model, not a curated record.
AUGGCCUGGCACGCCAAACUUGCGCUGGUGCUGGCUCUGGUCUACCCAGCGAACGCCGCCUGGUGCUCCGGCAAGUCAGACGCCUGCUCCUCAAACCCGAUCCCGCUGCGACAAUUCAACGAGCUCAACUUCCACGCCGAUACAUGCAACCUCAAGUGGAAUCUCGGCUGCACCAAGUUGAACGACCACGGCGAGCUGCAGCAGAAGCCGCCGCCGUACCCGCUAUGCAAUUCCGGGCACCAGCCGGCCGGUCUGGUGCCCGUCGACGCGUACACGUUGUCGUUGCAGAACAACAACUUCGCACCGGGCUCGGCCAAAUGGACGUUGCACGGUCUGUGGCCUGGGUCGGCCGACGGCUCUGGCGCCAUCAACCAGCCCUACGGCUGCCUGCACGGCGAGGAGUUCGACGAGACCAUCCUCACGACCUUUGGCGGCCUGCUCAACUACUACUGGCCGACAAACGCAAAGUUCAACAACACAAUGCAAUGCUUCAUCCUGUCAGAGUGGAUGAAGCACGGCACCUGCGCAGAGGACUAUUUCCGCACAGCGUUUGUAAUUGCCAACGAGUUCAACGAAAACCCGGCCCUGCGCAACCAGCUGCUGGGAAAAGUCAAGCUGGACGACGUAGAGCCGCUCAUUAGCACCCGCUGCGUGCAGUGCGCGUAUCUGGCAACGGAGGGCUGGACAGGCACUGAGGUGGCGAGCGUGCCGCGGAUGUCGGCCGACUGCCUUGACCAGUGCUUUGAGUGCGGUGACUUCUGGGACACAUGCCUGCCGGCCCAGCUGGAAAGUACCGUGAUGCUGAACACGAGCAACGCGCCGCGGAAGGAGAGCGGCAGCAGCAGCAGCAGCAAUGGAACUGCAAGCUUCCCGUUACUGGAAUUUGCCAUGCCGGCACUUAUAAGCAGCGAAAAUACUUCCCCAUGGGAGGGCACCUGGCGCUCGUUUGGCGCCGAGCAGGGCGGGUCCGGCAAGUUUGAGUUUGCGCAGACCUUUACGGACAACGUCCUGACCGUCACCACCGACAGCCCAUACCCCAAUAGGUGCACCUACGCGCGCCGCGGCCCCAAGGAGCUGGUCCUGCGAUGCGAAGGCGACCAUUUGGAGGACUGUCUGGUGCAGCGGUUGCCGGAUGUUGGCGGGCUCGAGGUGGCCUUUCUGGCAUGCAACCACACCGGAGAGCCGGCGCCAGCGAGCUUCUACGCCGCUAUGGACACAACAUGGUGCGGCAACUUUCUCAUGUUCCGCUGUAAGGCUUCAGAGGCGGGCUGUUCCUUUUCCCCGGAUGCCAUCUCGGCGUCUGAGCCCAAGACCGAGACCAAGACUGAGCCCGAGUCCGAGUCCAAGCCCAGCCCUGUGAGCCACUUCCAGCCUGGCAUUGCCGGAGCACCUCCCUCGCUGCUGGGCUCGUGGCGCUCAUUGCAGGUGUCUAGCGACUAUGAAAAGGGCCUUGCACGAUGGGACUUCACUGCCGACGGCCAAGCAUCGUUGCAGUGGCCAAACUACUCCGACCGCACCGUACAGCGCUACUCAGUCUCGCACUCGGAUGAGGACCCCAGCCUGGUGCUCCUCGCCAGCACCAGUGGCACUAUCACCACCUGUCGCUUCGAGUUCCAGUACCAGCCGGUGUACUCGUACGCCGUGCUCGACUGCGGAGCGACGAAAUGGGCCAUGGGCCGGUGCAACCCGUGCAGCGCCCAUUGUCGCUACUCGUGCGGCCCGGAAAAUGACUUCUGCGGCGCCGGUUCGUGCGAUCCGGACGAGUCGGUGGAAGCAGUAUCCGUCGACACCCUGCCCUCCCUGUCUGACAAUACGCGCACAACACUCAAACCUGACUGGUGCACGCCCGAAGACCCCGACUGCUGGCCCACCCAGACGGCCAUCCGCAAGCUGGAACAGGAGCUGGACCCCACAGUGCCCCGACUCGGUGUCCGGUGGCAUAGCUACCCAGACCCGCAGCCGGCGCCGGUACCAUCGGGCUCCUUUAAUGACCAGUCCUUCUACGGGCUCGGUGACACGCCCCAGGGCCUCAAGGCGUUAUACUACUACGAGGACAUCGCCGAGAUGCAGCGCCCAUGUUUCAACGCGACCAAAAACCCUGCCGAGUGGAACACCGCGUCCGACAUUUGCAAGGCGGCUGUGCACCAAAAUGAGUACCGGAACUGGAACCCCUUCAUCGUUGUCUUCCCGCUCAACGAGCGGCAUGUGGUAGCCGCUCUCAACUUUGCCGUGCGGCACCGCCUGUGUAUCUCCACUUCCGGCACCGGCCACGAGUACAACAGCCGCAACUCGUGCCCGACUGGCGGCAUCCUCAUCCGCACAAUUCUGCUUAAGGACAAGACCUUUAUGCCUACCUGGAGCGAGGACCUAACACUGGCUCCUGCUGGCGCAUUCCGCUUUGGCGCCGGCACCACCUUCGCCGAGAUGCACGCCUUCUCAGGAAACCACUCCCGCGUUAUUGCAUCGGGCUGGUGCUCCACGGUCGGCAUGGUCGGCUUCCAUCUCGGCGGCGGCCAUGGGCCGUUUGCGCCGUCCAUGGGCCUCGGCGUUGACAACGUGCUUGAGAUUGAAGUUCUGCAGAUCGGCCGCAACAGUCACGGCCAGUCCGUCGUCCACAAGAAGAUCGCCAGUCGCACCCGCAAUCCUCAGCUCUUCUGGGCCAUGCGCGGCGGCGGUGGCAGCGUCUGGGGCGUCAUCCUCUCCAUGACCAUCCGCGCCCACGCCGUGCCCGACGGCGGUCUCAGCCGCGUCUACAUCUACCAGAACGGCACCUUUUGCCCAGACUCGCGCAAGUACGGUUACCAGUGGCUGCCCGGCAUGUGGGAUCGCUUCACCAAGUGGCAACUAGGCCUUAAUCAAAAGUUCAAAUUCGAGUACAUCUACGCCGGCGGUCAGUCAGAGCCAGACUACAUCCGGUUCCGCGACGAGCUCAAGGCCGUGCUGCAGAACGACACCGUGCAGGAGGACAACUACGCGUCAGCGUAUGACUACCUGCUCUCCAUGCCGCCCAACAAGUUCACGCUCAUCCCUACAAAUCCUUUGCCAGCACCUCUGCACCCGCCCUCGGACUUGGCCACGGGUUCUCAGAACUCCGUCUUCGUCUCUCGUCAGGCCUUGGAAACGCAGUUCACGUCAACCAUGAUGGACGUUUUGGGCAUCUGCAUCGACACCCUGCAAAACCCCGACACCUCCUCGCCGGACACCUCAGGGCCGGGCUACCGCUGCGGCUUCCACUACCUGUACACAUCACUAACAGGUAACCUGGGCAGCACGCAGCCUGGCGACACGGCCAUUUCGCCUGGCUUCCGGUCGGCGGUCAUGUUGUGGAAUGCGCGCACGUUGACGACGCAGCAGGCACAGGACACGGUGUAUAAGCUGGGGCCGCACAGCUACUUCUCUGAGAGCUCGUAUGUGAUGCAUAACUGGACGGCGAGGUACUGGGGUGGUAAGGGGUAUGAGCAGUUGUUGGCGGUGAAGAGGGCACAUGACCCCGGAAAUCACUUCUGGUGCCAUCAUUGUGUGGGGGAUAAUCCGGGUGAUGCGACUGGGGAUCUGGUGGGUGAUGGGGCGAAGGCUCAGGAUGAGUUUGUCGAGCAAAAUUAG